Messenger RNA from Impatiens glandulifera, 1712 nucleotides. RefSeq names its product short-chain dehydrogenase/reductase family 42E member 1. The transcript is spliced from 5 exons. NCBI's taxonomy places the organism in Eukaryota, Viridiplantae, Streptophyta, Magnoliopsida, Ericales, Balsaminaceae. Gene Ontology annotation, molecular function: 3-beta-hydroxy-Delta5-steroid dehydrogenase (NAD+) activity. Gene Ontology annotation, biological process: steroid biosynthetic process. The record is from RefSeq and is a predicted model, not a curated record. Bases 82 to 1527 code for a protein of 481 amino acids.
GAAUAAUAUAGCAGCAGUAGGCAUCUGCAGUGUGCCGCCGACUGCGUGUUGUGAGAGAGAGACCGAGAGAGAGAAUCGAGGAUGCAUUUGAGCGAGAACGAAGGCAUAGAAGGAAAGACCUUCGUGGUGACAGGGGGUUUAGGUUAUGUUGGCGCUUCUCUCUGCUUUGAACUAGUUCGUCGCGGUGCUCGCCAAGUUCGUUCCUUUGAUAAUCGAUCAUCUUCUCCCUUCUCAUCAGAUCUCCUCACCCAUGGAGUCCAAUGCAUCCAAGGAGAUGUAACACACAAGGAAGAUGUUCUUAAAGCAUUGCGAGGAUCGGACUGUGUUUUUCACAUUGCUUCAUAUGGGAUGUCUGGGAAAGAGAUGAUUCGAUAUGGAGUUGUUGAUGAUGUAAAUAUCAAUGGAACUUCUCAUGUAUUGGAAGCAUGUAUAGAGUAUGGGAUAAAGAGGCUUGUUUAUGUUAGCACAUACAAUGUCGUAUUUUGUGGAAAUGAGAUUCUUAAUGGGAAUGAGACUUUACCUUAUUUCCCAAUAGAGUCUCAUGUUGAUCCGUAUAGCCGGAGUAAAUCUAUCGCUGAGCAGUUGGUUCUUAAGAGCAAUGGCCGUCCAUUCAAGAAGAAGGAUGGGAACCUGUACACAGCCGCUAUUCGCCCUGCUGCUAUAUAUGGACCACAAGAAGAGAAGCAUAUUCCCAGAUUAGUAACUGUUUCAAAAUGGGGCUUGCUUCCUUUUACAAUUGGUGAUGAAAAUACUAAAUCAGAUUGGGUAUAUGUGGAUAACCUGGUAUUGUCACUAAUAUUGGCUAGCAUGGGAUUGUUGGAUGAUAUACCUGGAAGGAGCAAACAACCAGUAGCAGCUGGACAAGCCUAUUUCAUAUCAGAUGGGUUUCCAGUCAACAGUUUUACAUUUCUUGGUCAGCUACUCAAGAGUCUGGAUUAUGAUAUGCCAAAGAGAUCUGUAUCCUUGCCUUUUGCCCUUUUCCUGUCAAAGAUAUUCUUGGUCAUUUACUCUGCCUUGUAUCCAUUGUUGGACCGUUGGUGGCUUCCUCCACCAUUGAUGCUUCCUGCUGAAGUGUACAAGGUAGGUGUUAAUCAUUAUUGCUCCUUCUUAAAAGCAAAAGCUGAGCUUGGCUACUUCCCUAUGGUAAGUUCCCAAGAGGGAAUGGCAGCAACAAUCGCGUAUUGGCAGGAGAAGAAAAGAAGAUCUCUUGACGGGCCAAAGAUACACGUAUGGCUGCUAGUUAUAAUCGGAAUGAUUUCAACUUUUGCUGCUGCAUAUCUGCCAGACAAUGGAAUCGUAUCGCCAUUGAGACGAAUCAGUCUACUGAUCUUCAGGACAAUUACGGUUGUAAGAUGGGUUUUCAUUACAGCUUUAGGCUUACAUAUUGGCGAGGGAAUAUAUGCAUGGAAGUUAGCCAAGAAAGUGGAUCCUGCUAAUGCAAGAGGCUGGUUUUGGCAGACUUCUCUGUUGGGGAUAUUUUCUCUUCAAUAUUUGUUAAAGAGAGCAAAAGCAUCAAAGAAUGAAUAAGUAAUUCGUGGGGUGACUUUGUUAUAACUAUAUAUAUAUAUAUAUUCCUUAACCAAGUUUGCUUAUAAAUGUGGCUGUGGAAUAAUGUAACAAAUGAGUGGUUCUGAUGUAAGUGUUGUAAUUAUACACGCUUAUGGUAUUGUGAACUUUCAAAAUAAUUAAAUAUGCUUCAAAUAACUUUAUUA